Messenger RNA from Branchiostoma floridae (Florida lancelet), 1020 nucleotides. Its product is annotated as EGF-like repeat and discoidin I-like domain-containing protein 3. The record is from RefSeq and is a predicted model, not a curated record. Bases 40 to 516 code for a protein of 158 amino acids. NCBI's taxonomy places the organism in Eukaryota, Metazoa, Chordata, Leptocardii, Amphioxiformes, Branchiostomatidae. The transcript is spliced from 5 exons.
CAAUCCUGUCUGCAAUCGUGCACUGCAGUACCACUAGGUAUGGAGAGCGGCGCUAUUCCUGAUGGCCACAUCACUGCAUCCACUACACACCCGGAUUGUGCCACCAGCAAAGCUCGUCCUCAUUCCCGGGAGGAGAGUCUCACAAGCCAGGGAGGAUGGGCCGGAGCCUGGUGUGCCGCACAUCCGCUGAACACCAACCAGUGGCUACAGGUUGACGUGGGAGCAGAGACUACUGUAGCUGGAGUUAUCACCCAGGGUAGGUCUGGAGACACCCAUCAACAAUGGGUAACCUCCUACAAACUACGCUUCAGCAGAGACGGAAGCACGUGGUCUACAUACCUGGACAAACUGGGGCGUGAGAAGGUCUUCUCUGGCAACACUGAUCAGGACACCGAAGUGCGCCACCUGUUGGACCCGCCGGUAACUGCACGUUACGUCCGGUUCUGGCCGCAGACAUGGACUGGGCACAUCAGCAUGCGGGUGGAGGUCUUGGGGCAGGACUGUACCAGUGACUAGACACACCAUGAAGACUGGAGCUUCCAUGGCUCAGAUUUACACAGUUUGAAGUUUGAAGUGAAACACCAAGCUUCUUUUACUUAUUGUAGUAUCCAACAGCAUUUAUACGUAAACAAAUGUAUAUUUCCUCCAAAGUGUUGUUUUCUCAACGUUGAUACUUAUCUCGACGAAAGUGGAGACUUCAUGAUGUCAAGAAGGAUUACUAAAUUCAUUGUUUUUGUAUGCUGGUGUUGCUGUCUGCCCCUAGUCACUACAGUGUCUGUAGAAAUAUUUUGACUGAUGCAUGCAAACAAGGAGAUGAUAAAAUACAAAAUGUAGCUACUUCAUUUGUGCACUCAGAACGUAUCAGGCAUUUAUAGUCAGAAAUAAAGCAGACUGUUCCACAGACAUAUAGGCUCUUUUAUUGCAACAUUUCUGUACACCUUAUAACAUGACUGCAGGAGUGCGGGUGUAAGAUACACCUGAACAACCCUCCAUAUCAAUGUUUUUGUACCUUGCGACGCU